Molecule: messenger RNA, 3457 nt
Organism: Gadus macrocephalus (Pacific cod)
Lineage: Eukaryota; Metazoa; Chordata; Actinopteri; Gadiformes; Gadidae
Gene: slc5a11
Product: solute carrier family 5 member 11
Exons: 16
Coding region: 270-2363 (697 amino acids)
Biological process (GO): transmembrane transport
Cellular component (GO): plasma membrane
Molecular function (GO): D-glucose:sodium symporter activity
Source: RefSeq, a predicted model, not a curated record
UCUAGCAAGACAGGAGUGGAGUUUGAUCCUUGAGCCGGCUGACGCUCACCCUUCAGGAGGGCACGACAAGCCUACGGUUAAAGGUGGACAUUGUUUGUGUGGGGGGCAGUCGUGCGCACCAUGCUCUGGUCAUAUGAUACUCUUGAAUCGGUCUGAGGUGAGUACCCUCUGAUGGCCACCGUGACAAACUCUAGGAUUUAUACGAGGAUCACCAGGACAGACAAGAACAUAACCAGGACACACUGGCGCUGAAAUCCAGAGUGCUUGCGAUGGAAGAGACGUUUCGGACCAGCAUGGCACCCCCAUUGCCUGGAGGCCAAGCCACACUGGAGACGGUAGACAUAGUAGUACUGGUGCUCUACUUUGUGUUGGUGAUGGCCGUAGGACUUUGGUCCAUGUGGAGGACCAAACGCAGUACAGUGGAUGGGUACUUCCUCGCAGGGAAGAACAUGACAUGGUGGCCUGUCGGUGCAUCUCUGUUCGCUAGCAACGUCGGCAGUGGCCACUUCAUAGGGCUAGCUGGCUCUGGGGCCGCGGCUGGCAUUGCUGCCAUCGCGUACGAGUGGAGCGGCAUGCUGAUGGUGUUGCUGCUGGGAUGGCUCUUUCUGCCCAUAUAUAUCUCAUCCGGGGUUACAACCAUGCCAGAAUAUCUGCAGAAGAGAUUCGGUGGCAAGAGAAUACAGUUAUUCAUAUCCAUCUUAUAUUUAUUCAUUUAUAUCUUCACUAAGAUAUCAGUGGACAUGUAUGCCGGGGCAGUGUUCAUCCAGAGGGCACUGCAGUGGAACCUCUACUUAGCUGUGGGGGUGCUGCUGUGCAUCACUGCUGUCUACACUAUAGCAGGUGGUCUGGCUGCUGUGAUCUACACUGAUGCUGUUCAGACAUGCAUCAUGCUGGCCGGGGCUUUGACCCUCAUGGUUUUCAGUUUUGCCGAGGUGGGUGGAUGGGAAGCGCUCCUGCAGGGCUACGACAAUGCCAUCCCCUCGGUCAGGGUCGCCAACUCUACCUGUGGUCUCCCCCGCGACGAUGCCUUCCACCUGUUCAGGGACCCGUUGACCUCUGACCUGCCCUGGCCGGGCAUCUUCAUCGGCAUGUCCAUCCCGUCUAUGUGGUACUGGUGCUCGGAUCAGGUGAUUGUUCAGCGCUCCUUGGCUGCUAAGACCCUGAGCCACGCUAAGGGAGGUUCCCUGCUGGCGGCCUACCUGAAGAUCCUCCCCUUCUUCAUCAUGCUGCUGCCUGGCAUGAUCAGCAGGAUCCUGUAUCCUGAUGAGGUGGCGUGCGGAGACCCUGAGGUGUGCACCCAGGUGUGUGGGAACCCAGUGGGAUGCUCAGACAUAGCAUACCCCAAGCUGGUCAUGGACCUCCUGCCCUCAGGCCUGCGGGGGCUGAUGAUGGCUGUGAUGAUCGCGGCGCUCAUGUCCUCGUUGACGUCCAUCUUCAACAGCUCCAGCACCAUUUUCACCAUGGACCUGUGGCGCUACUCGCGGCCACGCGCCUCUGAGUGGGAGCUCAUGAUCGUGGGCAGGGUGUUUGUGCUGGUGCUGGUGGUGCUGUCGGUGCUCUGGAUCCCGGUGGUGCAGGCCAGCCAGGGAGGGCAGCUCUUCAUCUACAUCCAGUCCAUCAGCACCUACCUGCAGCCCCCCGUCGCCAUCGUCUUCAUCCUGGGCUGCUUCUGGAAGAGGACCAAUGAGAAGGGGGCUUUCUGGGGCCUAGCGGUGGGCCUGCUGGUGGGCUGUGUGCGCAUGGUGCUGGACUUUGUGUACCCCAGCCCUCUGUGCUCCCAGGAGGACAGCCGGCCGGCGGUGGUGAAGGACGUCCACUACCUCUACUUCUCCACCAUGCUCUCCUUCCUCACCCUGGUGCUGGUGGUCUCCAUCAGCUUAGCCACGGAGAAGCCCCGCCCAGAACAGGUGAGUGCCACCAAUCAGACCGCCACCGACAGUCUGGUGAGCCGUCUCACCUGGUUCACCAGGUACGACCAGGUGAAAACGCGCCCGGGAGAGCAGGUAUUCACGGUCGAGGCGGGUAUGGUGACACGGGAGGAGAUGGAGGUGGACCCCAGGGAGGAGCAUCCCGUAGAGACGAACCCUCCGCAGGGCAACGGAGUGACACAUGAGAGGAAAGACUCUGCGUCCUCCUCUGUGACCAGCGUCCCGAGUCAGUCGCGGCUGUCGUCCGCCCUCUACUGGCUGUGUGGUAUGGAGAGGAGGACGCCGGGGGAGACUGCCCCGCCCGCUCCGGUUCCUCCUCUGUCCCAGGACCCCGCCCGCCUCCUGCAGGAGGAGCCGUGCAUGCGGCAUGCCGUCAACUUCAACCUCAUCGUGUGCAUGUCGGUGACCGUCUUCUUCAUUGGCUACUGGGCCUGAACAGAAGACGCUGAACAACCAAUCAUCAGACCGGUCAAAUUUUUUGAUAGACACUGGGGUUCAUCAUCAAUUAGUGUAUGAGAGUGGUUGGCUUUCUCUGCUCCCCCCUUGUUUGAUUUAUUAUUAAAGGUGGGGUGGCCAUUCAUUAAUUUCAGUCAUUAUUUAUUAACAGGGUUUUGUAUGUAAAAUGACGGGCUGACUCAUUUUUGGGAGUCACUGUGUCUGUAAAUGUGUCCAAUUCUAUUGAGAUCUAGAUUUUAAAUUGCUUCAUGUUUCCUGUGAAUAACUGUUGUCUUUUGCCUUAAAGUCGCAAUGUUCAACAUUUCAACUAGCUCGUGGCAAAAAAUAACCUGGACAUAUCUGAAAUCAAUGUUGAACAGUGAUUUCAAUAUAAAUUUCAUCCUACAACUGGUAUAUAAAAAAAAAAAAUAUAUGCUGCUAAGCCCGAACCUCACCUUUUUUAUUAUCCAUACUAUAGACACUCCCCAAACCCCUCCCACCACACAAUUGCACAGCCAGGUAGACUGAACGCAACACUUUGUAUUUUAAAUUCUGAAUUUUGGGCUCAAACAUAGAUAUUGCGACUUCAACUUAUUCAUUUCUUGAAAAUGAAAAAAAUUAUGUAUUUCACUACUCCUGGACAAAAUGAAAAGUAACAUCCCUGAAACCUGAUAUUUGCCUUGCCUUUCAGCAGCAUGAACUCUCCAUAAUAAAUACGAUUUUUUAAAUACACAUGUUGACCCACUUGGCAUUUAUUGAUAUAGGAAAUGAUCAGGAGUGACGCCAAAGAUUAUAGAGAAAGACCCCAGAAACAUUCAUUGACAAUAGACAAAAAAUAAAAUAAAAAACAUUUAAGUCUCGGCUAGAGCAACAUGUUAAAAUAAAGCAGUAAAAGAUGCAUUGUUUUAAUGAAAAAAUGAUAUUUUGUACAGAGAAAUAAACGUUACUAAUCCCUUUAAGACACAGUGUCACAACUCUGUAAAUGUUUUAGACUUACAGAUAUGGAACUUGGUUUUGGUCACAAAAUACUUAUUUAAGAAAAAGGUAAAAAAAAAACAAUACCAAAAAAACAAGAUAGGUCAACACCUUGGUAU